Aphidius gifuensis is the source of this 1724-nucleotide messenger RNA. It is a transcript of the gene Aplip1, whose product is annotated as JNK-interacting protein 1. The transcript has 7 exons. Lineage: Eukaryota; Metazoa; Arthropoda; Insecta; Hymenoptera; Braconidae. Gene Ontology annotation, molecular function: protein binding. Gene Ontology annotation, cellular component: cytoplasm. Bases 147 to 1688 code for a protein of 513 amino acids. Gene Ontology annotation, biological process: regulation of JNK cascade. The record is from RefSeq and is a predicted model, not a curated record.
AGAAUCAAUAACAACGUAUACAACAGCGCCAACGUAGAGCAUCGUCAACGGCAUCAUCAUCAUCAUCGUUGUCCAAGGUGUCAACGAUACGUUGGCCACCAUCACCAAAAGUUUUUUAUAUUAUAUAUUUAAAUAUAAAACUCGACAUGGCUGAUACUGAGUUUGAAGAAUUUCGACAAUAUUUUGAAAGGUUGCCGCAACAUCUCAAGGCACCAAUUUCAAAUUAUACACUCGUUCAUGAUGUUAUGGUUGAUGAUUCUCCAACGUCAUCACAAGGAAGUGACGACGAUGAUGAUGAUGAAAUUGUAAUACGUUCAUAUUCUGGCCUUCAAGCUGAUUCAGAUGACGAUGAUGAUGAUGAUAUUGCUUUAAUUCAUCAUCAAAAUAAAAAUAAUAAUAAUAAUAAUAAUAAUCAAAGUGGUCAUACAUCAGGUGAUGAAAGUGAAGAUAUUGAUCAACAUUCAUCAAUUGUUGCUGACAGUGAUUUUAGCUUGUUCGGUGGACUAAGCAGUAAUAGGGCUAAUAGAUAUCCAUCAUUGAUAUCAACAACAACAACAACAACUGGUGGUACACAAUCAAAUAAUGGAAGAGACAGUGGUGUCAGUGAUGUUGGUGGUUCAUGUUCAAGUCUUGGAUCAUGGAUGACACCUGAACAUCAAUCAAAUAAUAGAUCAACAAGUGGUGGUGGUGGUAACAAUGAAAGACGACGUAGACGUCUUCCUGAAAUACCAAAAAAUAAAAAAUCUUUUAAUUCAUCUACAUCAUUGGCAGACGAAUUGGCUGGUGCAAGUGGCUCAGGUAGACCACAUUUGUCAUUAAGAAAAUGUCAUUCAAGACUACGUCAUGAGGAUAGCUCACCAGACAGUGAAAGAAUGACAACUGACAGUGGUCAUAGUACAGUACAUUCACCUGAUAAUGGACCAAAAAGUGUAUCACCAGUAACAUGUAAUACAUUACAAAAUUUAGAUUCAGUAUCAUCAAGCAGUACACCUGGUAGUGGUGGUACACCAUUUACACGUCUUGAAUUACUUGAAGCAACUCAUCGUAGUCUUCAUAAAUUUGUACCACGUCAUCAUGAUGAAAUUGAUCUUGAAAUUGGUGAUCCAAUAUAUGUACAAAAAGAAGCUGAUGAUUUAUGGUGUGAAGGUGUUAAUUUACGUACUGGCAGACAAGGUAUAUUUCCAUCGGCUUAUGCUGUUGAUAUGGAAUACAAUGAUUUUGAUCCAACAGCACCAAAAGUUAAACGUGAACGUUAUUUACUUGGCUAUCUUGGUUCAGUUGAGACACUUGCACACAAAGGUACUGGUGUUGUUUGUCAAGCAGUACGUAGAAUUGUUGGUAAUUCCUCAAAUGAUUUACCAGAAUCACAAAGUUGUAUUCUUGAAGUUUCUGAUCAAGGCUUGAGAAUGGUCGACAGAAGUAAACCAAGGCAACAAAAAAGCUCUGGACCGUGUCAUGAUUAUUUUUAUUCACUAAAAAAUGUGUCAUUUUGUGCAUUUCAUCCGAGGGAUCAUCGCUAUCUUGGAUUCAUCACAAAACAUCCAACUUUGCAGCGUUUUGCCUGUCAUGUAUUUAUAGGUCAAGAAUCAACGAGGCCUGUUGCUGAAGCUGUUGGAAGAGCCUUUCAUCGAUUCUAUACCCAAUAUAUUGAGACUGCAUUUCCCAUUGAGGAUAUUUACAUUGAGUAAAUUAAACAAAAAAAAAACCCCAUGAUUUAUGAUUUU